AUGUUUCCUGGCUUGAUCCCGCACCAGGAAGCUCCCAUUCCUCAGGAGGAGAUCCGUAGCCCCAGUCUGGUCCUCACCGCGGAUCCCAAGCCCCGCCUCCGAUGGACCGCUGAUCUCCACGAGAGGUUCGUUGAUGCAGUCGCGCAGCUCGGAGGACCCGAAAGUACCCCCCAUCCAUCUGCUUCCCAGUCUCGCAUCCCCUGCUCUUACCCGAAAUUUCCAUUUAUUUCCGAGUUUCUGUUAUUGAUUAUUGCCCACUAGCUGCGUCUUUUGUUUGCUUCACCUGCCCUCGGCGGUGGUGUUUUGGGUCUUCCGGGUGCCAUUGGUGGGCAGUUGACCAUCUUUUCUUGGGAUUUACUUCCCUUAAUCGGUUUCCAAAUUUGGAUUGAAUACUGCAGAUUUGACGGAGAUGAAUACUCUGCAUUCAUUGAUCGAACCUACUGGGUAUCAGCGAGGUUGUGUCUGAUGAUUCUAUGCGCGGCUCUCUGUUUCUGCGAAACUUUAAUUUUCAUACGUAUAUCCUUUUUAAUAUCGUUGAUUGAACAGAUGGCCGGCUUUCCUUGAGACUCUGAGCGACUUACCAUGUAUGCCUUUUGCAUACUUCUCCGCUUCAAAGGCACCUCUGUUUGUAGUUCUCUUCAUAAUUUCUGUUUCCUGGUUUAAAGUGGUUCCAUUUACUUUUGGGAGGAUUCAAUUUUGAUUUUUUUUUCUACUUUGAUUCUCUCCCUUUUUCGGGUUGCUUCAUCAUGUCCAGUACUUUCAAUCCUCUUAAUAUCUUCUCCAUUUCAGUAUAGUGAAGUGAAUCCCGAAUUGAGCUGAUAUGCCUCACAGAAUAUUGGGAAGCUGAUUAUAUUUUUCUGUCUUUUAAUAGGAUUUUCCCUCUUUUGUUAGAUUGGCCUUUCUAUUAAGUGCUGAUUAAUCCUUUUUAAGGAGACGAUUUUGUGAUUUCAUCCCCUUACUUUUUUUUUAGUGAGACUUAAAUCCAUGUAUCUGCGCUUCUGUGUAUAUUAUUUGUUGAAUUUCUUCAUCUCAUGUUUCGAUGGAUAUUCAGGAAGGUUUUCGUAUUUACUUAUAUAAUUUCAAGUCUGUAUGGUAUCAUUUUGGUUCGUAUUCUUGGUGCUUCUCGCUGAUUUUUCCUAUUCUAUCGUUUCUAUUUAAUAAUUCUCAGUGGCAUAUGUUUGGUUAAUAGAUUUAAAUAGGCGACUGCUGAUGUUUAUGUUUUUCCAAAUUAAGUGAAAAGGAUUCUCGUCGCCCAAGUUCUAUCCACCAGUUUUAUUUUCUACGCCAAUUCUGUGCUGUUUUUUCUUCAUUCACAUGUCUUUCAGAGACUUCUAUCGGUACAUGAACAGACUAGUGAGCCAAGUGCUCAGGAUUAUCUAGCAAAACUCAAUGUCAUUGAUUUGCGCUAUUUAUUAAUGUUUAUUUCACUAAGAUUCAUCUUCUAAUGUGAGGAUGUUUUUAUCAAUCUCAUUCUCUGAUUUCAUUUCUAAUCUUGUUUUCGGUCAUCAGAGUUUCAUGAGCACAUGCCAACUUGAGUAAGAUUUUUAUUUGAUGAAAAUCAAGAACAUUUUUUAACGCUGCAUUUGAAAAAAAAUGCCAUUUUAUUUUAGAAAGGAGGAAAAUAAUGCUAAAGACGAUGUAAAUCAAGCCCUCUAAGCGCAUUUCAUGCGCGAAUGUUCUGUUUUUUUUUUCUUCUAGUGGAUUGAGGAAAAACUAGUAAUCUUGCAGCAUUUUAUUUCCUAUUUCGAUGCUUAUUUCAUUGCUUAUCCCUGUUUCCUCAGGAUUUUUCAAUUUAUAUUUACUAUUUUUGUAUCUAUGCAUUAAUAUUUCACUGAGGAUCUUCUUCUUUUUUUCCUCAUAGAGGCGACACCAAAGACUAUCAUGAGGACAAUGGGCGUUAAGGGCCUCACCCUUUUCCACUUGAAGAGUCAUCUCCAAGUAAAUAAUCAUUUUGAGCUCACUCUCUUUAAAUUCUAUUUUUCGGGCAAAAAAAUGUGAUUUUAUUCAAUAUUCGCCCAUAUAAUGUCCACUUUCCCUCUGGAGCUGGAGCUUAUGCUUAUGCUUAUGCUUUUUAUGUAUCCUCAGAAAUACCGAUUAGGGAAACAAUCGGGCAAAGAAAUGGGGGAGCAGUCAAAGGGUGGUAAGCUCCCAAUUAAGGUUGAUAAUAUGCUAUUUAUUUAUUAAUAGUAGUAAAAAUUCCUAUUUAUAUCGAAAAAUUAUGAAUGAUUGUUUUCUUUCUGAUACAUUUUAUUUUUCUUGUUGUAGGUCUUUUUCGGUUUUAUUUGAUAUUUUAAAUUUCUGAAUUCACGAAUGAUUCAUAGACUUAGUUGAUUUUAACCUUUAGAUUGACCUUAUCUCGAAUUUAAAAUAGUAGUUGGUAGGUAAAAUAAAUUCAAUCAGUUCUGCUCACAAAAUUUAGGCUUAUUUAUCAUUUUUUUAUAAGGGAGGCUAUUUAAAGGAAAAAUUAAACUACUUUUAAAAUUAAAAUCCAUGUGUUUUCUCGAAUUUAAAAUUGAUACUUUUGUAGCUGAAAAUUUUCAGUGAGCUCAGUCCAGUUAUUUGUCUAUAUUUUUCACCAGUAUAAAAAAUUAGCUACUUCAAUAAAUUUUUGAAAACAUUCUCUGGAGAUGAAUUAUUGACGACCCCCUUAAUAAGAGGAGCUGCCGAUUAAAUUAUCCUGUGUUUUCUUGAGAUAAAAUUAAUCGUUCUUGGGGAUUUACUUAUGUGUAUAUGUUUAGAGAUAACAUGUUUUCUCAGAUACCAUGAUUUAGUUGUGCUCUUAGUUGGCUUCUGUGUCGACUCUAUAUAAGGUAAACAAAUUUAAAGCCUUAACGAUUAAAAAAUCAAGAUUAUGCCACGUUCAUCCCUGUUUUUUAUCAAAAAAAAAGAAAAAAGUCAGAAAACUUUCCAUAAUUAGAAAUCGAAAGAGUUAUCUUGUGUUCUUAUCAUGCCUAUAUAUAUUUUUUGGAUCUUAAUGUCAUCAGCUGCAUAUAUCUUGGAAGGCCCCAGCAGCAGCAGCAGCUCGCUAUCUCCAAGGGUGCACAUGCCGGAUGUGAAUGAGUGAGAUGACACUUUUUUUUUCCUUAUUUGGAAAAUAAAAAUAAAAAUGAACAGCUUCGAUUGAUGAAUUCUUAAACCCUCCUUGGAUUUGUGUAGGGGCCAUGAAGUUAAGGAAGCCCUGAGAGCGCAGAUGGAGAUCCAGAGGAGACUCCAUGAACAAGUGGAGGUAAAUCUGAUGGCUGAGUCUUACUUCUACCAUGCUUCCGAAUUAAAUAUUUCUAUAUUCUUUGCACAUACAUUCAAUAAAAGAUGAAAAAGAGGACUGGAUUAGGUGGAAAACAGGCAAAACCCAGGGAGAGUUCAUUGAGCUGCGAUUUCCUUGCUUAGAAAAUUAAUCCUUCUGUAGAAGAGAUCCAGUUCUUAGGCUCUCCGCCGGCGGAUUCAAAGCAAGGAGGGGGGGCUCUUCUGUGGCUGAAACUUUUGGUGGUCGCAGAGAGUUGGUGGUUUCAAUGGGUCAGCCAUGGCCUGGGCUUAGCCAAGGUCAGUCUGAGACCUAUGAACAUUGGGCUGGUCUUGGGGGUUUCAGGGGAGAGCGAUGUGGGUCAUCAAGGACGGCUCUGGGCUUCUUGGUUAUGCCUAUGUUUCGUUCAAGAGUCAAGUUUUAGGCUUAAAACCGGGAAAACUGGGCCAGGCUUCCACUCACCUAACUCAUUGACACCCCUACAGAAUGAGGGUGAUAAGUUGAUAGAUUGAUUGCUAGCGAGAGAGAGGGAGAGAGAGAGAGAGGUGGGGGGGGGCUCUGGGCUUCUGGGUUAUGCCUAUGUUUCUUUCAAGACUUGAUUUUUAGGCCUAAAACUGGGAAAAAACGGUGCCGAGCUCCAAAAUGAGGGUGAUUCAUUGAUGGAUCGAUAGUGAGAUAGAUAGAUAGAUAGCGGGAGAGGGAGAGAGAGAGAGAUGUGACUGGCACUGGGUCAGUCGCCUACUGAGAAUCCCUGUUAUUUCUAUUUUUAUCCUUUUUUUUCCUGGGGCUGGAAGCUCAUCUGGGUCCAUCUCCAACAGGUCCAGAAGCACCUGCAGAUUCGGAUGGACUCCCACCAGAAGUACCUCAACUCGCUGUUUGAGAGGGCCAUCAAGAUCGCCGUGGAGCAGAUCACAUCUACCACUGGGCUCCACAUGACCAGCGGCGAACUUGCCGACCUCCUCUCGAAGGUGGCGGUCAACGGGGGCUGUGAAGCUUCGGGCCCCUCAGCAGCUCCAUGGCCCACCGACCUGGAAGAGAAGCUCCUCCCCCGCCAGCUACCACCAGAAGACGGGCACUGCCACCGGAAAUUACUUGGCCUGAAGCAGAAACCCUGCUGA
Spirodela intermedia is the source of this 4359-nucleotide messenger RNA. Lineage: Eukaryota; Viridiplantae; Streptophyta; Magnoliopsida; Alismatales; Araceae. The record is from the annotation of a GenBank genome assembly.